AUGGCCGACGAGAAACCCAAGGAAGGAGUCAAGACUGAGAACAACGAUCAUAUUAAUUUGAAGGUGGUGGGGCAGGGUGGUUCUGUGGUGGAGUUUAAGAUUAAGAGGCAUACCCCACUUAGUAAACUAAUGAAAGCUUAUUGUGAACGACAGUUGGAAAUGGAGGAUGAAGAUACAAUUCAUGUGUUCCAGCAGCAGACAGGAGGGGUCUUCUAA
Elephantulus edwardii (Cape elephant shrew) is the source of this 216-nucleotide messenger RNA. RefSeq names its product small ubiquitin-related modifier 2-like. NCBI's taxonomy places the organism in Eukaryota, Metazoa, Chordata, Mammalia, Macroscelidea, Macroscelididae. Gene Ontology annotation, molecular function: protein tag activity; ubiquitin-like protein ligase binding. Gene Ontology annotation, cellular component: nucleus. The coding region runs from base 1 to 216 and encodes 71 amino acids. The transcript is spliced from 2 exons. The record is from RefSeq and is a predicted model, not a curated record. Gene Ontology annotation, biological process: protein sumoylation.